AUGGCGCCGAUCAAGCGGAAGGGGAAUGCCCCCGAGGAAACGGCUACUCGACAGCCCCAGAAGCGCGCUAAAGUGGGUGCCGAUGAGCGCAAAAAAGAUCAGAAGAAAGAGAAAGAUGCCCUGGCCCCGAAAGCUUCGGAACUGUCUGUGCUGCGGGAGGAUGAACCAUCAUUUCCCCGUGGUGGUGGCAGCGUCCUGACGCCAUUGGAGCGCAAGCAAAUCCAGAUUCAGGCGACCAAGGAUGUCCUGUUUGAACAGAAGGGACCGAAAGGACCGAAGAAACCGGCCGGUGGAGUCGAAGAUGCCGACGAGGACGACGUCGAAAUGGAAGACGCAGAGGAUACUGCGCCUACUACGAAAAAGUCGCGGAAGAAGAAGACAAAGGGAAAGAAGGAUGCUGACCAGGAGCCCGCUGAGAAGGAGGAUGUUCGCAUUGAGGGUCUGACCUUUAAGCGCAUUGUGCCCGGAUCUAUGAUUCUUGGUCAAGUGUCGAGUAUCAAUGCCCACGAUAUCGCCCUGUCCCUUCCCAACAAUCUCACUGGCUACGUCCCUCUCACCGCGGUCUCGAAGGGCAUCGAACAAAAGAUUGAGAAGAUGCUUAACGACGAGGAGGGCGAUGACGAGGAAGAAAGCUCAGAUGAGGAUUCCUUGGAACUGAAAGACUAUUUCUACCUGGGUCAAUAUUUGCGAGCAUUCGUGGUGUCCGCCGGUAGCAACACCAAUGAGACUAGCGGCAAAAGCAAGAAACGCAUUGAACUGUCGGUUGAUCCCAGACAAGCCAACACGGGUCUCUCUAAAUCCGACCUGGUUGCGAACUCGGCGGUCCAAGCAUCCGUCGUCAGUGUGGAGGAUCACGGUCUGGUCAUGGACCUUGGCAUCGAAGGCUCCGACUUGAAGGGCUUCAUGUCCUCCAAAGAAGGCGACCCUCGAAUUGAGUAUUCGAGCAUCAAGGAAGGAUCCGUGUUCCUGUGUAUGAUCACAGGCCAGAACACCAGUGGCAAUGUUGUCAAACUGUCUGCCAAUCUCCAAUCUUCCGCCUCGAUCAAGAAAUCUCACUAUCUCGCCUCCGCCCCUACCAUCGCUUCUUUCCUUCCGGGUGUUGCUGCUGAGAUUCUUUUGACUGAGGUUUCUUCACAUGGAAUGGCUGGAAAGAUCAUGGGCAUGCUGGACACCACGGUUGACUUGGUUCACUCUGGCGCCAACGCUGGCAAGGAUGAUUUGGAGAAGAAGUUCAAGAUUGGUGCCAAGCUGAAGGCCCGUAUCGUUUCCACUUUCCCAUCCGCGGAGCCAUUCAAGGUUGGGUUUUCGAUGCUCGACCACGUUCUCAAGCUGUCGCCGGAUGCUCAUGGCCCUGGUUCGUCCGAUGAUGCACCAGCUAUCUCGGCAAUCGUUUCCGAGGCCAAGGUCGUGAAGGUCGACUCUGGACUUGGUGUCUAUGUUCAGCUCAAUGGAACGGGUCACCUUGGUUUUGUCCACAUUUCUAGGCUAUCAGACGGCAAGGUCGACUCUAUCUCCGCUGAUUCAGGCCCGUACAGCGUUGGGUCUUCCCACGAGGCCAGAAUCGUCGGGUACAACAUGCUCGAUAACCUCUACCUCCUGUCAUUCGAAAAGACUGUCAUCGAACAGCCCUUCCUUCGCAUUGAGGAUGUCACCGUUGGCGCGACUGUGAAAGGAAAGGUAGAGAAGAUUUUGAUUGGUCCUACCGGAAUGGAUGGAUUGAUUGUUGGUCUGGCAGAUGGGAUUAGCGGACUUGUGCCUUCUAUGCACUUUGCAGAUACCCAGCUUCAGUUCCCAGAGAAGAAGUUCCGCGACGGCAUGAAAAUCUCGGCCCGAAUUUUGUCAGUCAACUUGGAGAAGCGCCAGAUUCGCUUGACCCUGAAGAAGAGCUUGCUCAACAGCGAGUCUGCCAUCUGGAAGGACUACGAAGGCAUUGUUGCUGGGUCUCAAUCCCCUGGAACCAUCGUCAACCUUCAGGCACACGGUGCUGUUGUCCAAUUCUAUGGCUCUAUUCGCGGCUUCCUGCCCGUGUCGGAGAUGAGCGAGGCUUACAUCAAAGAUCCAGCCCAGCAUUUCAAACUGGGUCAAGUGGUCAAUGUUCAUGCACUCAGUGUGGACGCAUCAACGGGCAGACUUACUGUGUCGUGUAAGGAUCCCUCGACAUUCACUGAGAAGUACCGCAAGGCCUUUGAAGAUAUCCACCCCGGUCUCCUAGUUACCGGAACAGUGUUUGAAAAGUCCACCGACGACGUCCUGCUUAAGCUCGACGACUCAGGACUGGUCGCUCGUCUGGACGCUCAGCAUAUCAUCGAUGGGUCUCCGUCCAAGCAGAGCUCUACUCUCUCCAAAAUUCGAGUCGGACAAAAGCUGAACGAUCUUCUGGUUCUCGAUAUCCAGCGUUCCCGCCGUCUCAUCAGAGUGUCUGGCAGAGCCAGCCUGAAGAAGGCCUCCAAGGGCAAGACCAUGCCCAGCCAGUUUGAUCAACUACAGGAGGGUUCCGCAGUCACGGGUUUUGUCCGGAAUAUCACUCCCGCUGGUGUGUUUGUUGAGUUCCUCGGUGAACUCAAUGGUCUGGUCCCGAAGCGUCUCAUCGAAGAUGCCAACCUCUCGCAACCCCAGUUCGGCCUGUCGAAGGGACAAACUGUCUCUGUGACAGUCCACUCCGUGGAACCUGACUUGCAGCGUUUCAUUUUGAGCAUGAAGCCUGUUGAGGCCUCUCAUGCAGGCCCUAAGCAAAAGGCUGCCCCUGCCGACGAUGUCGUCGCAAACCCCGUUGACGACAAUAUCAAGGCCAUGUCUGACUUCACCUUCGGGCGGAUCGUCAAGUGCAAGAUUGCUUCCAUCAAGGCCACUCAAGUCAACGUCCAAUUGGCAGACAACAUCCAAGGUCGGAUUGACGUUUCCGAGGUCUUCGACAACUGGGAGGAUCUCAAGGAUCGGAAACAGCCUCUUCGAUUCUUCCGUCCCAAGCAGGAACUCUCUGCCCGGAUCCUGGGCAUUCACGAUGCUCGCAACCACAAGUUCUUGCCUGUCAGCCAUCGCACCGGGAAAUACCCAGUGUUCGAGCUCACGCUCAAGCCGAGCUUCUUGAAAGCAGCCAACCCAGCUCCGCUGAACCUGGAGCAGGUUCAAGUCGGCUCGUCCUGGAUGGGCUUCGUCAAUAAUGUUGCCGAUGACUGUCUCUGGAUCAACCUAACCCCCAACGUGCGAGGCAGACUUCGUUUCAUGGAUGCAUCUGAUGACCUCUCUCUGUUGACGGAUGUGGAGAAGAACUUCCCCAUUGGAUCUGCACUCAAGGUCCAGGUUACUGCUGUUAACCCUGAAAAGGGCCACCUUGAUCUUUCCGCCCGCCAAGGCUUCGACAAGCUCGCCUUUGGAGAUAUCUCCGUCGGCAUGAUCUUGCCUGGAAGAGUUACCAAGGUCACCGAGCGCCAGGUGCUCUUGCAGCUCGGUGAGGGGCUUGUCGGUGCCGUCAAUAUGAUUGACCUGGCCGACGACUACUCCAAGGCUAAUCCGACGGUCUACCACAAGAACGAGGUGCUUCGCGCUUGUGUGGUUGCCGUUGAUAACUCAAGCAAGAAGAUUGCUUUGUCGCUCCGGCCUUCCAAGGUUCUCAGCUCGUCGAUGCCAAUCCAGGACCGCGAAAUCACAUCCAUAAAGGAUCUGAAAGCCAACGAUGUCGUCAGAGGCUUCGUGAAGAAGAUUGCAGACUCUGGUCUCUUUGUUACCGUGGGCAACGACGUGACUGCCUACGUUCGCGUGUCCGAGCUUUCGGAUUCAUAUCUCAAGGAAUGGAAGGAUUCCUUCCAGGUGGACCAGCUGGUCAAGGGCCGGGUCACUCUGGUUAACCCAGAGCAGGGCAAGCUGCAGAUCAGCCUGAAGGAGUCUGUGCUGGACCCCAACUACAAGACUCCGGUCCGGCUUGAAGACCUCAAGGUGGGCCAGGUGGUGACGGGCAAAAUCCGCAAGGUCGAGGAAUUCGGUGCAUUCAUUGUCAUUGACCGCUCCGCUAAUAUCAGCGGUCUCUGCCACCGCAGCGAAAUGGCUGAGAAGCGCGUUGAAGAUGCCCGGACCUUGUAUGACGAAGGCGACGCCGUGAAAGCCAAGAUCAUUAAGAUUGAUCGCGAGCAGAACAAGAUCUCGUUCUCGCUCAAGGCCUCCCACUUCCAAGAUGAGGAUGAUGAGGAGAUUGACAGCGAGGACGAAGAAGAUGGUGUGCGCAUUGACGGCCUUGGCAAUGUCGAGGUCGGAGACAGCGACGACGAAGACGAGGAUGAUGAUGACGAUGUGUCUAUGGGAGGACUCGAUUUGGAAGACGACAGUGACGAGGAAGGCUCGGACAGCGACGAAGAUGUGCCGAUGAAAGACAGCAAGCCCACCAAAACUGGAGGACUCGGUGCGGCUGGCUUUGACUGGAGCGGCAACGUCCAAAAUGACGAGGCUCAGGCCGCCGCCUCAGACAGUGACGAGGAGCAGACGAAGAAAAAGAAGAAGAACCGCAAGCCCGAGAUUCAAGUCGACCGCACCGGCGAUCUUGAUGCCAACGGCCCACAGUCUGUCGCGGAUUACGAGCGUCUUCUUCUGGGUGAGCCUGACUCGUCUCUUCUGUGGCUGCAGUACAUGGCCUUCCAGCUGGAACUGGGCGAAGUCGAAAAGGCCCGGGCCAUUGCCGAGCGUGCGCUGCGCACCAUCACUAUGGGCCAGGAUGCCGAGAAGCUCAAUGUGUGGGUUGCCCUGCUGAACUUGGAGAACACCUAUGGCAAUGACGACAGCCUCGAGGACGUCUUCAAGCGCGCGUGCCAAUACAACGAACCGCAGGAGAUUUACGAGCGGAUGAUCAGCAUCUACAUCCAGUCCGGCAAGAACGAGGUAUGCACCGACCUGCUUCUCCCCGCAACCCAGUUCGCUACGGAAUUCAUUGCUAACAACCAUUCUCUACAGAAAGCAGAUGAGCUCUUCGGAGCAGCUCUCAAGAAGAAGAUCUGCACCCAAUCCCCCAAGGUCUUCCUCAACUUCGCCACCUUCCUCUUCGACACCAUGGCCGCACCGCAGCGUGGCCGGGCUCUUCUGCCGCGCGCCAUCCAGUCCCUGCCAAAGCACACUCACGUCGAGACGACCACCAAGUUCGGACAACUGGAGUUCCGCUCCCCGAACGGCGACGUGGAGCGCGGCCGCACGGUGUUCGAGGGCCUGCUAUCCUCGUUCCCCAAGCGCAUUGACCUGUGGAACGUGCUUCUAGACCUAGAGAUCAAGGCCGGCGAUGCGGAGCAGGUACGCCGGCUGUUUGAGCGGGUCCUUGGCCUACAGAGCGGCAAGAAGGGUGGCGCCGUUAGCGUAGACGAAAGCAAGAAGCUCAAGCCCAAGCAGGCUCGAUUCCUGUUCAAGAAGUGGCUGGCCUUUGAGGAGAAGCGGGCUGCUGCCGGGGAGGGAGAUGAGAAGAUGGUCGAGGAGAUCAAGGCGCGCGCUGCGGCCUAUGUCAAAUCUCUGCAGAAGGAGGAGGAUGAGUGA
Molecule: messenger RNA, 5505 nt
Organism: Penicillium riverlandense
Lineage: Eukaryota; Fungi; Ascomycota; Eurotiomycetes; Eurotiales; Aspergillaceae
Product: putative rRNA biogenesis protein RRP5
Exons: 2
Coding region: 1-5505 (1834 amino acids)
Biological process (GO): rRNA processing
Cellular component (GO): nucleolus; small-subunit processome
Molecular function (GO): protein binding; RNA binding
Source: RefSeq, a predicted model, not a curated record